Penicillium hordei is the source of this 2250-nucleotide messenger RNA. RefSeq lists its product as uncharacterized. Bases 1 to 2250 code for a protein of 749 amino acids. The transcript has 2 exons. Lineage: Eukaryota; Fungi; Ascomycota; Eurotiomycetes; Eurotiales; Aspergillaceae. The record is from RefSeq and is a predicted model, not a curated record.
AUGGACCUAGUACAGGAUUUGUAUGUGACCCCAGAAGCCCCCUGGCUACAGCAGUCAAAGGGAGGCAAGGGGGAUUGCCGUGAUCUCGUCUUCAUGGACUGGCUGUGUGUAGACUUCCGUGAGAGACUUCUGGAUGCACUCGCCAAAUCUCGUUCUAGUACUUUCAUUAAAGCGAAGCAUCUAGCAAAAGAAAACAUACUCGACAUUCUCCACUGUAUCAGCUCCCUAUCUGUCUCGGAGAGUGAGAAAGGGACAGAGACAGCAGAAGAUUGUUCAGAUCCACCCGGAAGCAGUCUCGACACCAUCCCAGCUGAUAGUCCACCCGAAUACUUGGGGAUCCAUCGGGAUUCACCGCCGGCGGAAUCCUUUCAACACCUUGACGACAUCCACCUCGGGUCUCUUGGCCUGUCGCUCUCCACAACACCCAGAGAAUCUGGCGUGGCAGGUGAGUGGCCAAACCUGUUACCUAGAGACUUAAUACCCGGUGACCUGGCGGUGGAGAGCAGCGACUUUGAUCAAUGUGACAGAAUGGACAUUGCAGGGAGCGAUGAGAUGCAGUGGUGGUCCUCGCAGGGGGGCCUUGAUGAUACCCCUCCCCGAAUGAGUCCAAAGACACCGAGCAAUGUGCCUUUCUGGCUGGGAGGUCAGAGUCAAGAUCUAACUCAAGUGCCCACUCCUGCGGUUUUAGACUUCAUGGAUUUGGAUCUACUGGCGGAACCGGGAGAAAUGGGUUUCCUAACGCAAUCUUAUAAUGGUCCCACCAUCCAAUCCAACCUGAAAGGGAGUGCAACGCUACCCGUAUCUGCGACACAGAUGGGGAAUAAUGGUAUACAACUAGAAAAGGCCCGAGAGGGCCGUGUCGCCCAACAGAUCCGGUCACCGGCGCCAGAUCAAGGCCUUGGAAGUAUCCUAAAUCCGCAACGACGGAGUACACACUCUCCAGCGCUAAAUAGAACUGGUGGACGUAUUAUAAGUCCGCAACGAAAGGGGACACUCUCCCCAGCUCCCAGUUCUCCGGCCAUAUCCACACAGCAGCCUACUCCCUCGGCAUCCCGAUCCCAAAUCUCAGCUGCCUGGGAUUCCCGCGUAAGCCGUGCGGUUUCCCACGGUCUUCUGGCUUGGGCCCCUGCUAGCGUUGGUGGCACACAGGUCGUCCAAGCGCAGUCCACGCAUGAAAUGCCUAGGAAUGAGUCUGAGGGUGGCGAGGAGACUCUACUGGGGGCACCGCCCUGCAAUGAUGUACAGGAAGGGGGUACCCAGAUUAUAGGUCCCUACGCAACUGAGAUCUCAUCGGUGGUGCUGUUGGAUUGCACUCCGGUUCAUUUGCCGUCGGCUAAUCAGGUGUUUGCGGCGUUUAGCCACCAGCUCCCUGAGAACAAGCGGUCUGUCGCGCAGCUCUUGACGUGUCUCUUUUACGCGAUUGGGAGUCCGGACGCUUUGAGCCAAUUACGUCAUGCACUCCAAUUCGCACGGAAGAACUCCAUGAUUCCGGUGGUGCAAUCCGGCCUUCAGAACGACCUUGCAACCACUGUGCAAGCCCUUGACCGACUUGACUCCAUCACUGCCCUCUCACACAUCCUCCGGCGAUAUUACCUUGUACGUCUCUCAGCCCAUCGUACCCGACUGGAACAAGAUCAUAUUGCCACCAAACUUGCCGGGCGAGGAUCCAAGCCCAUGCUGAAAUAUGACUGCGCUCGCCUGCAGCUGAUCCGCGACAGCGGAAAUGAUGGAGGUCGAUCAGCCGAUACGAGUGAUCGACAUGUACGCAAGGAUCGACCCAAGAACCGGUCCAAGACGCAGGCUCUAACGGAUCUAAUGCAAAUGCUAUACCCGGGUCUCACUCCGCUUCCCGUAGGGGAGAGUCGUCAGACCAACGACUGCAUGUAUGCUAGAAAGUUAACCCAACUGCGUAACCGCUUAUCAUGCGCGCGCAACUGGUAUACCUUUGAACAUACCUUUCCCGGAGCAAUUCUGGCCCUGAUACCUUGCGCUGGGCAAUACUCCAUCAGUAUAGAUCAGGUGGAGAAGUUACCAAGUGAUACCAUCCGGAUCUUCUUGACAUACCUACAAGAACAUCGGGGUACGUACUUGCGGAGCUUGAGCCAGGCUCUACCCAAAGGGGUAUUUGACGUGCUAGGCGGAUUAGAUCUCUCGCAAAACUUUGGGUUUGAGACGGUCGACAUAGCCUCCCUCAGCGAAUACGUAUACGACACAGAACAUUUGCUUCAACUAUGCAAGGCGGUGGUAUAA